GUGUGACGCGCGCAGUAUAAAAGCAUCCGCGGGGAGCUCCUUCAUUCCUGGUGGCUUCAGCUCUGUCGGUGGCUUUUCGGUUAAUGUGUUAAAUUCUUUCCACUUUCCCCACCCCCGUUCUUUUUUUUUCCCCUAAUAUUUACCGAGGGAGGAAAAAAAAAGUAAUUUGGGAAGGCCAAAGUCGAAUACAUCCCCCAGAAGAUGAAGACCAGGUUGCUGCUCUGCUUGUUGGUUGCCUUGGCAGCUGCAGACCCCACCGUUUAUUUUAAGGAGGAAUUUUCUGAUGGAGAUGCCUGGACACAGCGAUGGGUUGAGUCAAAGCACAAAUCUGACUAUGGAAAGUUCAAGCUGACUUCUGGCAAAUUUUACGGUGACUCCGAGAAAGACAAAGGGCUCCAGACAAGUGAGGAUGCCAGAUUCUAUGCAAUGUCUGCCAAGUUUGAACCCUUCAGUAAUGAAGGGAAGACUCUUGUUGUGCAAUUCACAGUGAAACACGAGCAAACCAUUGACUGUGGUGGUGGGUAUGUGAAGAUCUUUCCAUCAACUCUUGAUCAGACUGAUAUGCAUGGAGACUCCAACUACAAUAUUAUGUUCGGUCCUGACAUUUGUGGUCCUGGAACAAAGAAAGUCCAUGUGAUUUUCAGUUACAAAGGGAAGAAUCACUUGAUUUCCAAGGAUAUUCGUUGCAAAGAUGAUGAAUUUACACAUCUCUACACCCUAAUUGUCCGACCAGACAAUACAUAUGAGGUGAAAAUUGACAACCAAAAGGUUGAAUCUGGUAGCUUGGAAGAAGACUGGGACUUCCUUCCACCCAAGAAAAUUAAAGAUCCAGAAGCAAAGAAACCAGAAGACUGGGAUGAACGUGAAAAGAUCGAUGAUCCAGACGACAAGAAACCUGAUGACUGGGACAAACCUGAGCACAUUCCUGACCCUGAUGCCAAGAAACCUGAAGACUGGGAUGAUGAGAUGGAUGGUGAAUGGGAGCCACCUAUGAUUCAGAACAGUGAAUAUAAGGGUGAAUGGAAACCUCGUCAAAUUGAUAAUCCAGACUACAAGGGCAAAUGGAUUCACCCUGAAAUUGAUAAUCCUGAGUACACUCCAGAUUCCAACCUUUACCUUUACAAAGAUAUUGGUGUGAUUGGUCUGGAUCUCUGGCAGGUUAAAUCUGGAACAAUAUUUGAUAACUUCCUGAUCACAGAUGAUGAAAAGUUUGCUGAAAAAUUUGGAACAGAAACCUGGGGAGCAACUAAGGAGCCAGAAAAGAAAAUGAAGGAGCAACAGGAUGAAGAGGAGAGAAAGAAGAGGGAGGAGGAGGAAGAGAAGGAGAAGGAGGAUGAUGCUGAGGGGGAUGAGGAAGAGGAUGAGGAUGAAGAGAAGGAAGAAAAAGAGGAAGAGGAAGAGGAGGAAGAUGAAACAGAGACCGUUCAAAAGGAUGAGUUAUAAAGAUUGUAAUAAAUGCUGAGAAUGAAUGGCAGUAGGGCAACGUGCAGAAAAGUUACACAAAGCAAUUGGGACCCCUUAUUGGAAUGUUUUUUGUUUAUGAACAAAUUAGAAAAGAGUCAGGUUUUUAGGGUUGGGGCAGUAGGUGAACAUGAGAAUAUAUCCACUGAGGAAGGGACUACUGAAAUUUCUAAACCUUUCUUAUCAAAAAUUUGGUAACUAGAGGUCAGCUUCAUAAUGGUGGGUAGGGAAGGAUCAAACCUGAGUGGAACUUGUGCUGCUGUGUUUUGCAUCUUGAACAUGCCACAUUUAAUGAUUCUAGAAAUCAGCUGAGCACUUUUUUAUGCUGUUUUUCAACUGAGGUGUUAACUUUUUAAACUUUAAAUUUGGUCAACCCCUCAGUUUAAAAUUUGGUAGAAGCCCAUAUCUAUUUGCUUGCUGCCAAUAAUUUCCAAGUUUGGGUUCCAAUGCUGUUAGGUUAGCUUGUUUUGUGUCUUUGUCUAGGUAAACAUGAUACACUGAACAGUGUACUUGAGCAUGUUUGAGAUUCUACAGUUGAUGCCAGUUAACUUCCAGGCUGUACUGCUUUUAUAAGGUCUCUUUUUUGGUUUUUGAGAACCACUCAGUUCCCAAGUGUAACUAAAAUCUGGUGAUGGGAAUUAACAUUGGGGAUGAUCUGAUUUAAAUUGACCAAUUUCACUUCACAUCCAUUUGGGGGGGUGCCCUGUUUAACAGGCUUCAACUGUAAGUGUAAUUGUAUAGCUGCCUUUUUCCAUUCAGAACAAUUGGGUCAAGCAGGACUGCACUGGUUAUAUAAAUGGACGUUUAUCGGCUCUUUCCAAAUCCAGGGUCAACUUUGCCUUUGUAUUUUGCAUUCUUUAUAUGGGGGUUUCAAGAAAAGGAGGGGGAAAGAUUUCUUCAUUUCCAACAACAUUCAAAAGGAGACUUAAAUUCUGUACAGACCAAGUCUAAAGUUGUCAUUUUAAUCUGUUAUUUAAAUGUUGUAAAUUGGUGAUUUAAUCGAUGACUGUUUGGGGAAAACUUGUUCUGUGUGCAAUACAGAAGUAUGUUUGAUCACAUUUCUACAAUAAAUACCAAUGGAAGUGAAA
Messenger RNA from Rhincodon typus (whale shark), 2549 nucleotides. RefSeq names its product calreticulin. NCBI's taxonomy places the organism in Eukaryota, Metazoa, Chordata, Chondrichthyes, Orectolobiformes, Rhincodontidae. Bases 202 to 1443 code for a protein of 413 amino acids. Gene Ontology annotation, cellular component: endoplasmic reticulum; endoplasmic reticulum membrane. Gene Ontology annotation, biological process: protein folding. The record is from RefSeq and is a predicted model, not a curated record. The transcript has 9 exons. Gene Ontology annotation, molecular function: calcium ion binding.